This is a messenger RNA of Pelobates cultripes (western spadefoot toad), 42483 nucleotides long. Lineage: Eukaryota; Metazoa; Chordata; Amphibia; Anura; Pelobatidae. The record is from the annotation of a GenBank genome assembly.
UAUUAAUAUUCCCACCAAAUAAAAUGGUGUCUUUUUGUAGAUGAGAAUAGUUUCCCUUAUUAAACAUGGCGGCUCCUUCCCAAAGGUUUAAAGCGUGCUUUGGAGAGGGGUGAGUGAGAGCUGGAGUCUGCCAGGCAGUCAUGGAAGAUGUGGACUUUGUGCAGUGAUAGUUACUAAAGCCACAAUUCGGUGUUCCCAUAACAGCUUCUGGUACUUACUUUUUACUAGUUAUUAAAUAACCCUGGCACUUACCUGAACUAGUUAUUAAAUGGUCCUCGCACUUACCUGAACUAGUUAUUAAAUGACCCUGGCACUUACCUGAACUAGUUAUUAAAGAUCCUGGCACUUACCUGUACUAGUUAUUAAAUGGUCCUGACACUUACCUGAACUAGUUAUUAAAUGACCCUGGCACUUACCUGUACUAGUUAUUAAAUGGUCCUGGCACUUACCUUUAAUAGUUAUUAAAUGGUCCUGGCACUUACCUGUACUAGUUAUUAAAUGGUCCUGGCACUUACCUUUACUAGUUAUUAAAUAACCCUGGCACUUACCUGAACUAGUUAUUAAAUGGUCCUCGCACUUACCUGAACUAGUUAUUAAAUGUCCUGGCACUUACCUGAACUAGUUAUUAAAUGAUCCUGGCACUUACCUGUACUAGUUAUUAAAUGGUCCUGACACUUACCUGAACUAGUUAUUAAAUGACCCUGGCACUUACCUGUACUAGUUAUUAAAUGGUCCUGGCACUUACCUUUAAUAGUUAUUAAAUGGUCCUGGCACUUACCUGUACUAGUUAUUAAAUGGUCCUGGCACUUACCUUUAAUAGUUAUUAAAUAACCCUGGCACUUACCUGUACUAGUUAUUAAAAGAUCCUGGCACUUACCUGUACUAGUUAAUAAAUGGUCCUGGUACUUACCUGGACUAGUUAUUAAAUGGUCCUGGCACUUACCUUUAGUUAUUAAAUGGUCCUGGCACUUACCUGUACUAGUUAUUAAAAGAUCCUGGCACUUACCUGUACUAGUUAAUAAAUGGUCCUGGUACUUACCUGUACUAGUUAUUAAAUGGUCCUGGCACUUACCUGAACUAGGUAUUACAUGGUUAUGAUACUUACCUGCACUAGGUAUUAAAUUAUAUAGUCACUUACCUUUACUAUUUAUUAAAUGAUUCAGACCCUUACCUGUACAAGCUACAUUAAAUGAUCAUAACACUCACUUGUAUUAGUAAAUAGUAAAUGAACAUGGCACUAACCUGUACUAGAUGUUAAAUGAUCCUGGCACUCACAAGGACCAGAUAUUUAAUUACCUGGCAUUCGUGUAUAUUCUAUAUUAAAUAGUCUUGGCACUCACUUUGGUCCUGCAAUCACCUAUACUAUGUAUUAAAUGCACUUGGCACUCACCUAUACUAUGUAUUAAAUGGUCCUGGCACUCACCUGUACUAUUAUUAAAUGGUCCUAGCACUCACCUAUACUAUGUAUUAAAUGGUCCUGGCACUCACCUAUACUAUGUAUUAAAUGGUCCUGGCACUCACCUGUACUAUGUAUUAAAGAGUCCUGGCACUCACCUGUACUAUGUAUUAAAUGGUCCUAGCACUCACCUGUACUAUGUAUUAAAUGGUCCUGGCACUCACCUGUACUAUUAUUAAAUGGUCCUGGCACUCACCUAUACUAUGUAUUAAAUGGUCCUAGCACUCACCUAUACUAUGUAUGAAAUGGUCCUGGCACUCACCUAUACUAUGUAUGAAAUGGUCCUGGCACUCACCUAUACUAUGUAUGAAAUGGUCCUGGCACUCACCUAUACUAUGUAUUAAAUGGUCCUGGCACUCACCUGUACUAUGUAUUAAAGAGUCCUAGCACGCACCUGUACUAUGUAUUAAAUGGUCCUGGCACUCACCUAUACUAUGUAUUAAAUGGUCCUGGCACUCACCUGUACUAUGUAUUAAAUGGUCCUGGCACUCACCUGUACUAUGUAUUAAAUGGUCCUGGCACUCACCUGUACUAUGUAUUAAAGAGUCCUAGCACGCACCUGUACUAUGUAUUAAAGAGUCCUAGCACGCACCUGUACUAUGUAUUAGAUGCAUCUGGCACUCACCUGUGCUAUAUAUUAAAUGGUGCUGGCACUUACCUGUACUAUGUAUAAAACUUAUGCUAGAUGAUAAGAUUUUCUCGAGCUUAUCUAUAACAGGUAUUAAAUGGUUCUGUCACUUGCCUGUAUGUGGAGUCAAAUUUUUUUUUCAAGCACUUUAAAAACCUACAGCAUGACACAGUUGUCCGUCCAUCUUUGGUGGCAGUGAUAGGCUGAAAGUUCUGUGGGCUGUGGGAGGUCCACAUCGGCAUUGGACAAGCUACCAUAGAUUUUAAAUCACUCUAUAGAAACCUACAGCAUUUCACUUCUGCUGCGGCCCAGCUUAUGUAGAAUUGUCUGUCCAUCUCUAAGUGACUGUGAUAGGCUGAAGGUUCUGUGGCCAAUGAGAGGAGCACUUCGGUGCCAAGUGCAAGGAGAAGCCUUGUUUGAUUCAAACUGGCGGGACAUUGCUGUAACAGAACUGUCUGUAUAUGGAUUACAAUUAUUUUCAGUCAACGUAACAAUUGGUGGCAAGCGACGGGAUGGUUCUCACAGCCCAGAAGGUCAGCUACACAACUCAGACUGAUGGAAGUACUUUAUGAGAGACUGAAACGUGCCACUCUCAAGGAUAUAUUGGAACACAGAGGACGACCAGCAAGCAACUUGAGAAAAAGAGAGAUUAUUGCACAGCUGGUCGAGAUGGACGGAGCGCAAGGAGCUAACGUGCCCAGCAUUAUGGACCUGACACCCGAGGAAAUAAGCUUCCACCGGGCAGUCCAGAUCAGGCUGGCACACUUUGGCCCCAACCCUACACCGGAUAUUAUUGAGCAGGUCCAAGCAGCCGUGAUAGCAAACCAGGCACUCCAGCAAAGAGGUGCUGCAGCAGCAGAGGUACCUAACAACCAUGGUAAGAGAAAAGAACACUUUGCUGCAUUUAAAAACUUUGUGGAAGCUGAGGGGGAGAUCGAUGAGUAUCUGGUAAACUUUGAAAGACAGUGUGCCCUACACCAGGUACCCGCAGAAGAGUGGGUCACUAUUCUCUCUGGGAAACUAUCCGGCCGGGCAAGCGAAGCCUUCCGAGCCAUCCCAGAUGAGGAGAUUACCAGCUACCCAGCCGUGAAAGAAGCUCUCUUAGCCAGGUAUGCUGUCACCCCAGAGGCGUACCGGCGGAGGUUCUGGGACAUUAACAAAUUGAGUGGGGAUUCAUAUACCGAGUGGGCAUGCCGUAUCAACCGCACGGCCGCCCACUGGGUUGCUGGAUGCCAGGCGAUAUCCGGAGAGGAGGUUCUGCAGCUGUUCAUGCUGGAACAUUUCUAUGAAAGACUGUCUGCAGGGGUAAGAGAAUGGGUCCGGGACAGAAAGCCGCUGACGAAUACUCUGAUGCCCGCAAGCUGGAUAACCCGGUGCCCAAAGCUGCCCCUCGCCCGGGGUACAUGCCAGUGCCCGCAUCCCCGGCACCGGUAUACCGACCUCAAGCACCCCCUCCAGCAAGCCAACAACCACCGAGGUACAAUCCACAAAAUUUCUUCCAGCACAUAAAAUGCCAUGGUUGUCACCAGAUGGGACAUCGCAAGGUGGACUGUCCCCUAGCUCCAGCCAGUCAGUCCCAGUCCUGGAGGGGACCAGCAUGGGGGGGAACCCCUUCCAGCAGUAACGGCUGCCCAUUGUGUUGAGGAGGAAGAGUGCAUGAGGCUGACCCAGUGCAAGCAGCUAGCCCAGAUAACCGGCAACAGCAUUGCCAGACGGUCAAGGUGAAUGGCAAAGCAGCAACCGGAUUGAGAGACACCGGUGCUACUAUGACUCUGUUGCAGAAGGACCUUGUCCCAGAGAAUCAGCACACUGGGUACACCGUGUCCGUACGGGUAGCCGGAGGUACCGUUUUUAGGCUACCUGUGGCCCGGGUUCAGCUGGACUGGGGGGUGGCCUCUAGACAUGUUCAUGUGGGGGUUAUGAAAGACUUGCCUGCAGACGUCUUAUUGGGGAAUGAUUUGGCCCCCCUUGUGUCCGCUUAUGCCCCGACGGGCCACGCUGAAGCCCACCCUGUGACCACCCGUGCCCAGACCCGUGCUGCCGGAGCCGACUCACCUGCUGCUGAGACCCAGGUAAGACUCUCUCCCCCGACAGGUACUGUGGGCCCCCUUAGGUUGGGAUACCCCCUAGACCUUUGGGAGGGAAACCCGGGAGGACCCGACUUUAUCCAUGUAUAGGGCUAAGGCAGAUUCCGGGGAAGAGGAGGUAGACGGGGAGCGCUAUGAGUGGGUGGGGGAUAGACUGUAUAGGGUCCCUAAGCCGUCCCAGAAAAGUAAAGCCCAUUCGCAGAAACGUCAGCUGGUGGUGCCCCAGAAAUACCGGCUGGAGAUUCUGCGAAUUGGGCAUGAUGUGCCAUUAGCCAGACAUCUAGGGUCCCGUCGCACAGGACAUAGGAUUACUCAGAACUUCUUCUGGCCACAUUUUAACCAGGCUGUGCGACAGUAUUGUAGGAUGUGUGACACAUGUCAACGGGUAGGAAAGCGGGGGGACCACGCAAAAGCUAGGCUUAUGUCAAUGCCUAUCAUUGGGGAGCCCUUUUCCCGCAUAGCUGUCGACAUUGUGGGUCCACUGGCCAGGGCUAGUCCAUCCGGAAAGAAAUAUAUUCUCACCGUGGUGGACUAUGCCACCCGUUAUCCAGAGGCAGUAGUGCUGUCUAAUAUAGAGGCAGAGACAGUAGCUGAUGCCCUGGUUAAGAUUUUUACCCGGGUUGGGUUCCCUAAAGAGAUUCUCUCCGACCCAAUUUACUGCUGUGCUCACCCAGCAGCUGUGGAAGGUGUGCAGCAUUAAACCCCUGCUUAGUUCCCCUUACUACCCACAGACGAUCUCUGUGAGUGCUUUAACGGGACCCUCAAGCAGAUGCUGAGGACCUUUACUGACGCUUGCAGAGACUGUUAGCGAUUCCUGCCUCAUCUGUUACUUGCGUACAGAGAGAUGCCCCAGGAAUCUACUGGGUUCUCCCUCUUUGAGUUACUCUAUGGGAGAAGGGUCUGUGGACCCCUAGAUCUCAUUAGAGGGCACUGGGAGGGAGAGACAGAGCAGGAAGGGACCCCCAUCGUGCCAUGUGUUCUGGAACUCAGGGACUGCAUGAAUAAACUGCCUCUGAUGGUAAGAGAGAAUCUCCAGACAGCCCAGGGGAGACAGAAGAGGUGGUAUGAUCGGGGUGCCCGGCAGCAGAUCUUCCAGGUUGGGCAGAAGGUUUUAGUGCUCAAACCUGUGAAGACAGACAAGAUGCAAGCAUCUUGGCAGGGCCUGUACAAGGUAGUAGCCCAGGUAUGUGACACUACCUAUGUCGUUGCCAGCUGUGCAGAUGAAAGGAUCCAGCGAUCCUUUCAUGUGAACAUGCUGAAAGAGUAUCAGGAGAGACAGGAGGAUGUCGCUGCAGUGUGUGCCCCAGCUGCAGAAUACUCAGAGGGGUUACCUCUACCUGACUUACUGGAAAGGGACCCCCAGACUGACUUGACGACCCUUGUACGGCUAGGGGACGGGUUAAGCCAUGCGGAAAAGGAACAGGCUCAGAGGCUGCUGUGGGAGAAACAGGCGACUUUCUCCCAAGAGCCGGGCUAUACAACCCUGGCUGUACAUAAGGUAGAGACUCUUGGACAGACUCCCCUGCGACAGCCCCUUUACCGUACCCCUGAAGCAGUCCGAGAAGGAAUGCAGAAGGAGAUGACCCAGCUAGGGGUCAUUGAGCCCUCCAAUCGUCCUUGGGCCUUCCUUGUGGUCCUGGUGCCCAAGAAAGAUUGGACUACCUGGUUCUGUGUGGACUACAGAUGACUCAAUGAGAAGACCACCACUGAUGCCUACCCGAUGCCCCGGGUAUAUGAAUUACUAGAUCGGAUCGCUAGGGGGCGCUAUCUGACUACCAUAGACCUGUGUAAGGGCUAUUGGAAGAUUCCCCUGGCCGAGGAUGCUAUCCCCAAGUCUUCCUCCAUCACCCCGUUUGGCUUUGCCAAUUUAGGGUCAUGCCAUUCGGGAUGAAGAAUGCCCCGGCUACCUUUCAGCCUAUGGUGGAUAGACUACUCAAUGGCUUCCAGGAAUUUACUUGUGCAUAUCUGGACGACAGUGGGUCUUGGGAGGAGCAUUUGAUACACAUAGGGGUAGUUCUGGACAAGAUUUGGGCCGCUGCCCUGACCUUGAAGCCAGACAAGUGCCAUCUAGGCAUGAAUGAAGUGCAAUACCUGGGUCACAGAGUGGGGUAUCGAAACCAGAGACCAGAGCCAGCCAAGGUAGAGGCAGUGGCUAACUGUCCCACACAUAUCACUAUGACCCAGGUACUAGCCUUCUUGAGGACGGCAGGGUAUUAUAGACGUUUUGUCCCUGAUUACAGCGCCAUAGCUAAGCCCCUGACUAAGAAAAACUUACCUAAGCAGGUCCUGUGGUCUCCAGCUUGUGAAGCCGCGUUCCAGGCACUAAAGCAGUCUUGGCUGCCCCAGUCCCUAACAAACGUUUUCUUGUUCAUACAGAUGCUUCCAUGUAUGGCCUGGGGGCUGUGCUGAGCCAAGUCGGGGAGGAUGGAGGAGAGCACCCUGUCGCAUACUUAAGCAGGAAACUACUACCCAGGGAAGUGAGCUAUGCAGCAGUGGCGAAAGAGUGUCUAGCCCUGGUCUGGGCACUGAAAAUGUUAACCCCUUAUCUGUACGGGUCUGGCUUAACUGGGUCUCAGGAGACAAUGGCAGGUUGCUACGGUGGAGUCAGGCCCUGCAACCUUACAAUUUUACUAUCAGUUAUAGACCUGGUAAACAGAAUGGCAAUGCUGAUGGGUUGUCCCGGCAAACAGACAUCACUCCGGCACCCGAGUUCCGGACAUCCCUAAGUUGACCCGAGAAGGGUCAAGCCGGGUCUGGCGGAGUGUCCCACAAGGAGGGAGAUGUGCGACAGAACUGUCUGUAUAUGGAUUACAAUUAUUUUCCCUCCAUUCGUCUGUUCGGUUUAUUUCGCUGCCUGUACAGUCCCUAUGUGUUCCCCUGUUAAACUACCAAAAGCCGCACGAAGGUGCGAACACCGGGAAGCUGGCGUGUACCUUCAAUUGAUCUCCCUGCAGCUAGCGUGGGCCGUCAAUUAACCACCCAGUAGCUGCGGUUAACCGCAGUUUAAUUGACAGUUCCCGGGUGGUCGCGGUUACACCUAGCUGCCACACGAUGGCGGUGUUCUACAGUCUCCGGCACAACCAGCAGUGCUCAGCCCGGACUUAGUGGGCUGAAAGCGGACACUUUCACUCACCAAACACUGCUGAACCUCCAGCCUUCCUUGAUUUCCUCGCCAGUUAUUCAACCGAACGCCGGCUUUCAGGACUUUGUAUUAUAUGAAUGAGGGUACCCAGAUAGCAUGCUAUGGAGCCUGUUUGUGUAAUUAAAGACUUUGGCUCCAUGGCAAUUAAACUGUAUUUGUGAGGUCUGAGCACUAUUCUGUAUUAAUGUGCGCUCAGACCUGAGCUAUCUGGGGAUAUGUUACAUGUGUAUAAUUGUUGCAUUAUUGGUCACAUCGUAUAUUUUAUUGCCUUUUUCUGUAUCAUUGUCUCCACGUGUGUAAUGGCGAUUUGCCUCUGUCCUGGGAGAUAAUUGGGUUAUUUCCCAAUUAUCUCUCGGACAGAGAGGGAGGAGUUGUGGUGCAUUGUGGGGAUAUUUUGUAUCUGUGUGUCAGAAUUUGCUACGUGUCUGUCCCUUGUAACAGUCUCCCAGCUGGUCCUUUUAGGGGAGUGUCCACCAGGAGGGGGACCUGCAUAAAUACUGGGCAGGUAGCCCUCAAUAAACCAGAAUCCUGUUUUACCCUCAAUACGGAGCUUGGUCUCGUAAUUGGGGGGAUUUACUGUACGCGGUUAAAGACUGAUUGCUGGGAAUGUAAGCCGCUUGGAUGCUGUGUCUGCUCGUCUGUUAGCAGCUAUUCGUGGGAUUACCGUUCGGGAGUUUGGAGCAUUCCCCUGGGUCCAGUUCGGGAGUUUGGGGUCUUACAGUAGCUGUGCCUGUACCUCCGCAAAAGGGAAGCGCUACUAAACGGUGGUUUAACCCCUUUAGGCCGGGAGAGCCAUAAGAAUUGCCCACAGACCCUUUGCCUCAUAAUUGCUUCAAUGAGCUGUACUGGCAAUGACCUCUAUUGGUAUUAAAAAGAUACUUGUACUGUCCUAUGUUAGCAAUACAAUAUUUGCUGUACUAUUCUUGGUGAACUUUUAAGGCUCUGGUAUUUUUCAGAUGAUGGUUUUAAAAAAACAAAACCAAAACCUACUCUCCUCUGCUGGAAUUAUAGUCUGUUAUUUGGGGAUGGGGUACUGUUUUAAGAUCCUAUGUUUGGUUUAAAAGUGGUACCAGUAUUUUACAGUGGCUCUAUUGUUGGCAAGGUUCUUGCAUUUUUAAAACUUUUCCUUCCCUUUACCUCACCUCCUCCAAGCUGACUUGUCUGUUUAGAAUUAGAUGCAGGUAAUCAGGGGAGAAAGUCUACUAAACUAACAAUUUAUUAGAUAUAGAUGUAUUUCUUCUUCUUUUUUUUUUUUUUUUGCAUAUUUACUUUGUGGGUAUAUGGGGGGGGGAAACGGCUUGCAAAAGCUGCAGAGUUUUUUCUGCAGCCUUUGAAUGCCCUCCCCUCUUUCCCUCAACACAUGCUUUUAAUUUGUGCAUUGAAUACAGCAUUCAGAGCCAGCUAAAGUUCUUUGUCUGGAGUGUCCCUUGAAGUUCCCACUCCUUGACCAUACGUGGCUUUACCUGGCAGGAGGAGUUGUUGAUACCCCCCAGCUGUCCCAUGUCCAACAGGACGAUCCCAAUUGAAGGGACUUGUUCAUCCGUUCCUGGUUGUUUCCUGGUGACCCGCAUUUAGGCACACCAGUGCUAAUUUUGGCCGCAAAUUUCCAUUUAGUUUUAGUCAUAGUCUUUUUGACCAAAAAGACGUUUUAGUCAUCUGAAUUGUUUUAGUCGACUAAAUCUCCUGUAUAUUUUAGUCGACAUGACUAAAACCUACUAGGUUUAGUUAAAGCCUCAAUCUGUCUUUUUUGUCCCUUCCCCAGUCACUCUGGGUCUCUUUGUGUCACUCCAGUCCCUCUAGGUAUCUCUCUUCCAAGCCCUGGUCUGUCUCUUUUGCCGCUUCCAUAGCCUCUCUGUGCAGUGUUAAUUUUGUCGGGAAAUUUCAAUUUAGUUAGAGUCAUAGUCUUUUGACUAAAUCGCCAUUUGACUAAAAUUGUUAGUCAUCAAAAUUAACACUGAGGCACACCAGGAAACAAUCCCUAUAACCGCAGCAGAAUGUGAGCUUAUUAUUAGAGGUACUUGUAUUGUGUUGAAGGCAGUAGGACACAUCUCUUCAGCAACACUCUCUGCAUGGUUUGCCCUAAGUGGCGCCAGCCAGGGAGGCAGUUAGGCUGGCUUAAAUUCACGCCAGGCGAACAUGCUCCUUCUUUGGGCAGUACGUUCCCAUUUACAGGCAAGAUCUCCCAUUUUGGUCAAUACUAGCAUACCACCUGUCCAAUGUUUGGAUUUAUGCUACUUUCACUGAGGGAUCUAUGGAAGGUUCUGUGAGACCACAGGAUCUUGAAAUAGAUGAUCCCAAACUUGUGCAAUAGACGCUUAUGGCACCAUACUGCACAUCUCCCAAUAUCAUGCCUGUUGCCAUCGGUUGUCACUUUUGAUGGAAAAUUGCAGCAGAACCACCUCCACUUGCCAAAGAAGGUCCAUUACAGGAGACAUUGUAGUCCUUCAUUUGUCCUGUGUAUAUAGUUUGUUUGCUUUAGAAUUGUGAAGAAACCCGAACACCAUCAUAAAGGUUUGCGUUUUUUAUUUUCAGAAAGAAUCUAUAUUUAUGAAAACUUUGAAAAAUGCCAGAAGUACUACGAGUGGUUGCACAAGUUCCAUAGCUAAAUGAGUUAUGUUUUUGAAAGCUGAUAUCAUAUUUUUAUUUUUUAUACAGAAACCCUAAUGGAUACCUUCUGUUCCGACCUGCUCCCCCACAUUUGUGACCUACUACUUAACAGAAGGCAUCUUGUGUCAGAUGAUACCAUCUUUCAGAAAUUACUGGAUUGGUUCAAGGCUUUGUCAUCAUCAGGUAAUCCUCGUGAAUGUGAGCCUUCAUAAAAAAAAGUUGGGCAUUCUAUCUCGGUGGUCCUUUUCACGUAGUUUGUCAUGAAGGGCUUUAAGGGAAUCAUCUGUGCUGAAAAAAAUUUAAUUUUUUUUUUCCUUUUUAAGUUUAGCUCUUGUUAGUUUUUUUUUUUUCCCCAAACCAUUUAUUUUUUAUUUUUUAUAAUUCUUUAUUUUUGGUAUGCAAGUAGUUACAACAGUGCCUGUGUCGCCACAACAGCAUUGACAGGCUCAGUUUUCAUAGACAUAUGAUGGCAGUAUUGUGGCAAGGUGGACAUGCAUACAGUUUUUUUAUUUUAAUUUUAUUUUUUUAAGUGGAACGAUACAGCAAGCAAGCUAUUAACAAUAUGGUCUAAGCUAAGUUAGUGUGACUAGCUUGAGGCCUCGUGGUGAGAUCGACCGGCUUGUAUGCUUAUGAGAAAAUAAUACUGUACAAUUCGCUUGUCGUGUCCUAAAGCGUACAACUUAUGGCUAAAAAGACAGGCUAGGCACAUGCUGGUUAGACAUAGUGAGUUAAGUAGUGAUUAUAGUGAGUGUCAUCGCUGUAUGUUAUAUGAAAAUCUCAAGCUAUGAAACAGCGUUUUUGUUAAGGUAGACACAUAUAGAGCAUUGCGAAUUGCGCCUAGGGUGUAAAGCAGGCUAGCUGUUUAAAUGUAUGCGCAUUUAAAACAAGGAAAAAAGCACAACAAGCUCAUUUUUACAUUAGAAACAUCAGGCUUGAACAGGGUAGUAAACAUAGGUUGUGCUGGCUGACUAUGUGAGUGAAAAGUAUAAGAUGCCGUGUGGAGAUAGAAGGUAGGUGGUCAGUUGCCUGUUUUAAGUUCCCUUUCAUGAGAUCAGUUCACCCAAUGCCUGCUGAUGGCAGGGUACAUUCCCCGAAAAGCGUGCUCUGAGGGGAGCUGUAUGUGUGGGCUUCCAGUUUGGCUUUCCCACUCUUGUGUGUUAAGGGGCCAGUGCAUGCGCCCGGGUAGCAUGAGUCUCUGGGCCUCAGCCCAGUUUCGGUCGUGUUCCACAGGGAUUUUGUUUGCGUGUCGGCGUGGCAUGCGGCUAUGUCCCUGUGGUGCUGUCUGGCGUCUCGCUCUGUUGAGAGUGGGAGCGGGUACAUGCGCCCUCGUGGUGAGGCUCUGCCACCCACCUUGUCGACUUUCGGCGCCUGUUAGCCGCUUGGAAGGUCUGAGGUGGGAGUCCAUAGUGGCGCCUACGGGUAAUAGGUCGAAUCCACAAGGCCACUGUGUGGGCCGCUCGUUGGUAGGGUAUUCCCCUGCCACAUAGUGUCAUACAGAAGCUUAGGCAAAGCCGGUCAAGUGCUUCCAGGGAAUGAAAGGGUAGGUAAUUGCCCGCCUUCUUCUUCCUUGUACCAUGCUGGGCGGCCAUCUUGGAUGUGCCUCAGUUGUUUCCUGCACUAGCAGGCUGUGUGGUAGAGAUUACUCGUUUGCUGUCUUGGUCCGCUUGUCUAAUGGGGACCGGGAUGUCCCCCGCCCGGUCCAGAGGGGGGAGGUAGGUAGUCAGCAGAGUUUCCCAGGGAGUCUGGUGUCGGAGAGAGCGGCUGCCUCUCCCCGGCUUCCACUCCAGAAGGCUGCAGUCGGCCUUUUCUUUUGUUUGGCUCUGGAAAUGUAUCACCCGAUACCAGAGUGCAUCCCCGACGUGGGUGGUGCCCCCUGUCUGGUCUUUGGGCUUCGUUUUUGCCGUUUGUGCCAAUUUUGUUGCCCGCCCGACCGGAGCUCCUGUCCCCCACGUCCGUGCAGCUUGGCGGUCAGACUCCGCCCCCUCCCCAAACCAUUUAAAAAAAAAAAAAAAAUUGUUGUUAGUGAACAAUCAGAUAUGUUUUUUUAUUUACUACACAUAUUGUCCCUUCACCGUCCCCUAUUUGGUUCUGGUACAAUCACUGCUAUUGAAUAAUGUGCAGUGGAAAUUAGUUGCCGUUCUGCAUAUCCUUUUAUUUGCUGCUCUGCUAAUAUUAUUUUUGUUUUUGUUUUUUUACAGUUGAUGUUUAUGAAUUUAUGUCUGAGAAUGUUUGUGUAGUAGACAUGCUUUAUGACAUCCUAGAUGUGCCAGAUGAGGAGUCCGAUCUCUAUGCAUUUGCCAUGAGACUAUCUGGAAUUAUAGCAGCACAUGAAGAUGGCUUUCCACUUGUUUUGGUGAGUAAAUGUUGGUUUGUAAGGGGAUCUUCUGAAGGCAUUUUCCUCACAUUCACAAUUUGUUAAAUGACUGGUCUUGGUUCAGAGAGACCUCCGUGGUUGUGAUAUCCUCUGUGUUUGACAUCACACAUUAACCUACUUGUGUAGUAUUUUUUUUUUCUUGCUCCGUGUGUUUGUUUGUGUGUUUUUAAAAAGGCUGCCUUAUCUAUUCUGAGCCUUUUUAAUUUUAGUCAAAGAAACCCUGAAAUAUCAUUACUUAAUAAUGCUGAUCCGAGGGCCUGUAAAUCUACAUCUAUCACCAAACUAAUUUGCAGUCCCAACAAGCUCUUUAACAGAUCAAAAUUGACAGUUUGCCAAUCUUUCUAUUUAUUUAGGAUCUACUAUGGAACAAAGUGCUUUAGGUUCAAAGCUCUUAAAGGACCACUAUAGGCACCCAGACCACUUCAGCUUAAUGAAGUGUUCUGGGUGCCAGGUCCAGCUAGGGUUAACCCUUUUUUCUAUAAACAUAGCAAUUUCAGAGAAACUGCUAUGUUUAUAUUAGGGUUAAUCCAGCCUCUAGUGGCUGUCUCAUUGACAGCCGCUAAAGGCGCUUGUGUGGUUCUCACUCUGAAAAUCACAGUGAGAAGACUCAAGCGUCCAUAGGAAAGAAUUGAUAAUGCUUUCCUAUGAGACUGGCUGAAUGCGCGCGCAGCUCUUGCCGCGCAUGCGCAUUCAGCCGAGGAGGAGGAGAGCUCCCCGCCCGGUGCUGGAGAAAGAGGUAAGUUUAACCCUUUCCUUUCCAUCCCGCCCGGCGGGAGGGGGACCCUGAGGGUGGGGGCACCCUCAGGGCACUAUAGUGCCAGGAAAACGAGUGUUUUCCUGGCACUAUAGUGGUCCUUUAACCCCUUAAGGACCAAACUUCUGGAAUAAAAGGGAAUCAUGACAUGUCACACAUGUCAUGUGUCCUUAAGAGGUUAAUUUGUUCAUCUACUGCUAUAUCUACUCUUGAGAUGAUCAAUUUAGCUUAAACAGAAUAUGGGGCCCUCUAGAGGUAUGUUUUAGAGCAGUAUUUCCCAAUUGGUGUUCUCCUUGUUUGUGAGUGUGUAUAUGUGUGUUUGUCUGUGUGUUAAUUUGUUUGUGUAUGUAUGUUCGUAGCAUACGUCCAGCAAUCAAACACAUAUAUGUGCAUCCAUCCCAGCAAUCAAUCACCAACACAACAUGCAAACACAAACAUUACAUACAAAAAACCCUUGAUUCAAAUGUCAGAUUUAUAUACACUCAGACACCCCCCCCACUCAAACACUAAUACUACACACAAAUGUGCAUCCUCAUUUAAAAACUAACACUACAUCCAAGCACACCCCUGCACACAAAUGCAAACAUUACAUACUAACACACCCCUGUAUCAAAAAUUAAAUUGGGAAAAAAUAAUUGGGAACCCCUGUUUUAGAGAAUACCAUAGGAUAACAAAGCAAAAGAGAGGAGCCCAAACUCUUUAAAGGGAUUCUAUAGUGCCAGGAAAACAGUUGUUUUCCUGGCACUAUAGAAUCCUACAGUGCCCUCCUCUCUUGCGCCCCCCCCCCCCUCCUGCGGCACUGAAGUUUUUAAAACCCACCCUUUCAGUCACUUACCUGAAUCCAGCGCUGAUGUCUUUCGGUGCUGGGUCGGGCACCGUCCACGCUCCUUAGCCGCCGACAUCAGCUGAAGGGGGAGACCUAAUGCCCAUGCGUGGCAAUAGCUGUGAAAAAUCUUAAGCUGCAAGUCCUUCUGCAGAGUGCGAGGACGUCCAGCGUCGGAUUCCCGGACCAAAUGUGCGUUUCAAUUCCAAAAGUCCCUCUAGUGGCAGUCUGGUAGACAGCCACUAGUGGUGAAGUUAACCCUCAGAGGUAAUUAUUGCAGUUUCUCAGAAACUGCAAUAAUUACUACUGUAGGGUUAUGGGACAUGGGACAUUGGAACCAGACCACUUCAAUGAGCUGAAGUAGUCGAGUGCCUACAAUGUCCCUUUAAUGCAUUUUACUGGGGAAUGUUGGAUUGUAAUGUAUCAUUUCCCUUAGACAGAGUCUGAUUUAGGAGUGUAAUUAUUGUUUGUGUCUGUUGAUUUGUCUGUUCACGUUUUGAUAUAAAUAUGCUGAACUUGAUGGACACAAGUCCUUUGUUUUGCAGCCUAUGUUUGCACUAUGUAAACAAGUGUGACGAUGAAAUGAUAGUUAUGUUUUAGAAUUAUCACUUGUCUAAUCACCUCUGGCAAGUAAUUUUUGGCGAAAAUCUGAUAUGCUUUUCAACCAGGGUCAUUCUUUAUUCCAGGGUUUAUUAGAAGAUUUCUAUGGUUCAUUUACCGUGUCCAAUACAAUGUGGGAUCGUGUUGAAGUGAAACUGGCUUGGCUUAAUGGUUUCCAGGAUAUGCUGGAGCACGAAAUGUCGAUAAGGUUUUUUUAUACCAACAGUGCGUACAACGACCUGUGAAAUAAGGCAAAGUAGCCAUGAUUAAAAGGUUUAAAAGAACAAAAAUAUGACAUGGGACAAUACUCUAAAGUAACCUAAAGUAAUGUUUUUGAUUAGGGUUCAUGUUGUGGUAACUGUGAACUUUUUUUUUUUUCCGUUGUUGUAAUUCUUUAUUUGUUUUGCGCAUGAAGAGGAUGUCAGAUGAAACAUAGCAAGAAGAUAAGUGAGAGUCUCGCAGGACUCGCAAUACAUUUGUUCAAACUAUAAAAUAAGUGUUUAUAUAAGUGUAUUUUAACCCCUUAGGGACCGCGGACGUUCUAGGUACGUUCAACAAAAAAGGGUCCUUAAGGACCGCGGACGGCAAAUAUAUAUUACUUACCCAAUCGCCGCCAUUUACCCGCUGGCACUCUGUUUUGCUCCCGGUCUGUGGGGAGUGCAUGACAGCCCAGACAGUCCACCCUCUGCAAAUUAACCCUGUAACUUUCAAUGACACCCUAAAACUUGUACAUGGGGGGUACUGUUUUGUUCGGGAAACUUUGCUAAACACAAAUAUUAGUGUUUCAAAACAGUAAAACAUAUGAAAGCGAUGAUAUUGUCAGUGAAAGCGAAGUUUUUUGCAUUUUUCACACACAAACAGCACUUUCACUGAUGAUAUCAUUGUUGUGAUAUGUUUUACUGUUUUGAAACACUAAUAUUUGUGUUCAGCGAAGUCUCCCGAGUAUAACCGUAACCCCCCCAUGUACAGGUUUCAUAGUGUUUUUGAAAGUUACAGGGUCAAACAUAAGGCUGUUUUUUUCACAUUGUAAUUUGCCAGAUUGGUUAUGUUGCCUUUGAGAGUGUAUGGUAGCCCAGGAAUGAGAAUAACCCCCAUGAUGGCAUACCAUUGCCAAAGAAGACAACACAAGGUAUUGUAAAUGUGGUAUUUCCAGUCUAUUUUAGUAGCCACUUAGUCACAAACACUGGCCAAAGUUAGCGUUCAUAAUUGUUUUUUACUUUUUAUUUUUUUUAUUCUUUAUUUUUGUAGUGCGUAAGCUUAGUACAGUCGCGUGUGAGGUACCGCAAAGGCAAUCCUCUAGCGCAUUAUAAACAGUUAAACAUAGAGGUACAUGGUUGCUCUACCACAUUUUUAUAAGGUUAAGUUAUGUAAUGAACAGUGUCGAUUGUCGUUGCAUAGGCACUCACAUAACAUAAAGUAACAUUGCUUUGCUUUCUAAACAUGAAAUAAAAUUGCUGUGUCAAGAGCUAGUUAAACAUUAAGUAAGAAACCACUGGGGUUUGCUUUAAACAAUAUUAACUUCACAUGAAUAUGUCAAUGUGUGGCAAGGGGUCUUAAUCUUCGUGGGGUGUGCAGUAGGGGUUAACAUCCGGGCGCAUAAUUAUUAUGAUGGCUAGGUGUGUUCCAGGCUGAGUUAAGAAAAUAAAAGAAAAAGGACCCUUCAGAUCUGUGUGAGCGUGGCCGUAUUGAAAUCUGGUCAGAUAGAGAAUUACCCGGAGUUGCAGGGCAUGACUCUGGUAAGGCUGUGCAGUGUGUUUUUCAGCCAAUGCCUAGUGUUGGGAAGUCCCAUUUAUUGCCGUUGUGAGUCCCUUCUUUGGAGCCCCCGGGCGCGGUGUCUUCCCGCCGGGAGUCAGCUCCAGUGGUACCUUGAGGGGUGUGCAGCCGCACAGACACUUGUUUUGCAGCAUUGGCUGUAGGGAUCCGAAUCGUGCUGCGCUGGAUAUUGAUAGUCUGGUCUGGUGAGGUCCCUGCAUAUGUCGCUUGUGUAAUAGUCACAGGUAGGUGUGAUAGCGAGUUGGAGCGUGCUCUUGCGAGGCCUGACUCCCUUUCCCGCCUUGAGGACCACUGAAACCUGCGUUGCUGGAUGGGCGCUUUGGAGGCUUUAGGCAUGGGCCUGUAAUGGCUGCGUUGUACUGCUGGUCAGAUCCAUGUGGCCAGCAUUGUUUCUGCUUGGUGGUAAGUAGCUCCUCGGCUGUGCAGUGCGUCCCAGAAUCCUUUGCAUAGCCAGUCGAGAGUCCCCUGUGAAGGUGUGGACGGCUUGUUGUGGGCACCCCGCUCGUGGUGUCUGUGCUGGAGGGUCAUAUUGGUAGUGCUUUGGUGGCCUGUUGCCCUUGAAUGCCGUGGGGUGAACUAGUCUGUUUUUCAUUUGCGUCUGUACUUCCAGUGGAGACCGGGAUGUCCCCCACCAGUCCAUAGGGGUGGGGGAGUAGGCUGCAGGAAAGUUGCUUGAGGGCCCCGGUGCCGAGGGGAGCUGCCGUCUCCCCCUGGUUCCAGCCCCAGUAGGCCGUAUUCGGAUCUCCGCUCUCCCGGCCCCAACAGGUUCCAGGGUUGUGUCUGUCGAUUCAGCGGUGCACCCCCGACGUGGUGGUGCACCUGUAAAGGACCUUGGGCCAUAUAGCCCCCGCUUUUCUCCGUUUUCGGCCCGUCUGUCAGGAGCUCGUGUCAGGUACGUCUGUAUGGCUCGGUGUCCAGGCUCCGUCCCUUUUUUGCAUUUUUAACACACUGUAACGGAGAGGCAGUAUAAUCCACGAUAUCUCCGCUGGGUAACAGGAACAACAAGGAUAAUCCAGGGAAUCAGCAUACAAUAAUCCAGACAGCACUGUAGUAACCCUUCCUUCCCAAGAACUAGACGACACAUAGGCUGGGAGUCAACUGAGGUCUUUUAAUUCAGCUCCACAAUUUAUACAAGUCCCCAUGCAAGGGGUUUCCUGAGUCCCCUCCCAGGGACAUUCCCAAAGGGGACUACAUGGGGAACUUACAAAGCAAGACAUUUUUCCCAUCAGGCACUGCUGCACGAGAGGGAUCCUCCCACUGGAAUAUACCGUUAAGUGGAUUAUCCCUCCGUGCAGCAGAACCGACAAUUCACAUUAAAAUACAUAACUUUUCGAAUACUUGACAGAUUUAAACGAAUGGACGUUCGGUAGAUAGCUGGGGUCUGGGCGCAUCAUUCGUGAGAUUACCGCUCAGAUCCCAGCUAAAAUAACCGAACGCCGCACGAAAAACACAUUCAUUACAAAACAUAUUAAAAGAACCGAUUGCCUUCCAGGGAAUAAAAUACCGAACGGCCUGAAACUCCCGAACGUCCUGGAGGCUCAGCGGUGUUCGUGCCGUCGAGUAGCCGUUUUUAGUACCAUGCGCUCGACGACCUAACACCGCUGAGGGAACAAAGGAUCCAAGAUGGCCGACCGCCGCAUGGUCGGUAGUCGAACGACGGCCACCCAGGAGAGCCUCUAAUUACCGAUUGCCUCUAAGUGUGUGGGCUAUAAAAUGAUAUGUCGUUCGCUUCCCGAACGGCCCGCAAAGGUGCCAUUCGUGAAACGAAAGGAAUUAGCUAUCUGCGGUCAGCAGAUAGCCCAGGCAGGAGAUACAGCAUUAACAUUGUAUUACAGUAUACGCUCUAACACACACAAGGAACCCCAUACCGGCAACCCUUAAAGCGACAGUACAAAAAUAAUGUCCAAGUGGCUAGAUCUGCCACACACACACCACCAUUUUAGCCAACUUUGGCCAGUGUUUGUGACUAAGUGGCUACUACAAAAGACUGGACAUACCUCAUAUUGAAUACCCUGGGGUUAUCUACUUUUAAAGAAAAUCUGUACAUGUGAGGUGUGAUUCAGAGAUUUGAUAGAUAACAGUGUAACAAGGUCACUAUGGAUACAUUUUUUAAAUUAUAUAUUUUGAAACAGCAGUGUUCUACUUGUACUUAUAGCCCUAAAACUUGCAAAAUAAAAAGCUAAGAACAUGUUAACAUUGGGUACUUCUAAACUCAGGACAAAAUGUAGAAACUAUUUAGCAUGGUUUGUUUUUUUUGGCAGUUGUAGAUGCAUAACAGAUUUUGAGAGUCAAAGUUAGAAAAGGUGUGUUUUUUUUUUUUUUUUGUACAUUUUUUUUUCAUCAUAUUUCAUAAAAAUUUUUUAUAGUAAAUUAUAUGAUAUGAAAAUAAUGGUAUCUUUAGAAAGACCAUUUAAUGGCCAGAAAAACUGUAUAUAAUAUGCGUUGGUACAGUAAAUGAGUAAGAUGAAAAUUACAGCUAAACACAAACACAGCAGAAAUGUAAAAACAGCCCUUGUCCUUAACGGUAAGAAAAUUGAAAAUGGUCUGGUCACUAAGGGAAUAAACAACAUAAAUAUCAAACUAAUUUCAGGUAGUAUCUAUAAAAGUCCAUAUGCCAAAACCUUCGUCAAUGAACGUGUUCUCUAAAACGUGUAAUUAAAAUUUUUAAACAAGAAUAUAGGUAUCUUCUAUUUUUGCUAAAACUUCUUGUAAAGAUGGUCCUUCCAUUUUUAGCCAAGUUGAUGUUAGAAUCUUUUCUAUUGUAAUUUGUUAAUACCCAAAUUAUACAUUUCUUGAAAAAUUUAAAUUGGGAGAGAAAUCACUUAAAGGUGGCCACCCCUGUAUUAUCCCUUCUAUUUUCCAGAUAUAAGGAAGUGGCACUGACAAAGGCCACUUAUAAAUAAUUUGCUUGCUUUGGCUAGAACCACAAGUCAUGAGACUAAAAGGUGGCCACCUAUAAAACACAAUAAAAUGGUUCAAGUUGCCAUUUGGAACCAGUGCUAGAGGGUAAAAGUACAGUAGCUUCCACUAGUAAGUAUAGGAGAACAAAAAUUAAUUGUACGUAAAAUAACUUGCGGGUGGGAGGGUAAAAAAGUGGACCGACUCAUAAAUAUGGCAAGUUCCAUGAAAGCUGUAUGAAAAGUAGAAAAUUAAUAAUAGUUUCCUUGAAGGAACACAUCCAACAACAAAAUAGAAUUAAACUGACCAACCACAACAUUAAAACCACUGACCGGUGAAGUGAACAACAUUGAUUUUAUUGCUACAAUGGCACCUGUCAAGGGGUGGGAUAUAUUAAGCAGUAAGGGAACAGGCCGUUCAUGUGUUGAAAGCAGGGAAAAUGGGCAAGCGUAAAGAUCUCUGAGGCUCUGACAAGGGUCAAAUAGUAAUGGCUAAACAACUGGGUCAGAGCAUCUCCAAAACAGCAGGUCUUGUGGGGUGUUCCUGAUAUGCAUUGGUUAGUACCUACCAAAAGUGGUGCAAGGAAGGGCAACCAGUGAACCGGCAUCAGGGUCAUUGGCGCCCAAGGUUCAUUGAUGCACGUGAGGAGCGAAGGCUAUCCUAUUGGUCCGAUCACACAGAAGACCUAUUGUAACUUAAACUGGUGAAAAAUGUAGUGCUGGUCAUGAUAAAAAAGUGCCAGAACACAGUGCAUUGCAGGUUCUUGCAUAUAGGGCUGCGUAGACGCAGACAAGCCACAGUGCCCAUAAUAACCCACCACCGAAAGCAGCUUUAAUGGAGAUGUGUCAGACUUGGACCAUGGAGCAAUGAAAAAAGGUUGCCUAGUCUGAUUUAUUUUCUUUUAGAUCAGGUUGAUGACCAGGUGCGUAUAUGCGUGUGCGUAUAAUGCACCUUGCUACACUGCAAAAAUUGUGUAGGAAUGGUGUGAGGAACAUGGCAAAGGUUCAAAUCCUCCAAAUUCCCCAGAUCUUCCGAUUGAGCAUGUGUGCAGUGUGCUGAAGCAACAAAUCUGACCCAUGGAGACCCCAACUAGCAACUUGCAGUACUUAAAGGAUCUGCUGCUAAUGUCUUGGUGCCCGAUACCGUAGGACACAUUGAGAGGCCUUGUGCAGGUCAUGCUUCGACUCGUCAGAGCUGUUUUUGCUGCGUGAAAGGGAUAUACAAUAUAUUGCGCAUGUAGUUUUAAUGUGUUUGUGCAUGUAUAUAUAUAUAUGUGUGUAUGUGUAUAUAUAUGUAUAUGUAUGUGUAUAUAUAUAUAUAUAUAUAUACACACAAAGGGUUGCCUCAAUCAUCAUACAGGCCAGUCAUUCACUGGCUGUGCAUGUCAGCGGGGAUUGGUGUUUUUAUAAAAAAUGUAAAAAGUACAAUAAAAACAAAAAAAACUUUUGUUACUUACUCCAUUUCUCUUUCCUCUUUAUUAGGAAGCUUGUCUGUGAUCUUAUCUCUACAAAGAGAAAGGAGUAUGUUUCUUGCUGGUGCUAUCAAUAACCUAGUCGCUCAUGCUAUCACUGCAAGUGUGAAGAUUGAGGGAAACCCAAACCUUGACUAUGUCUAUGAGCUAAACGAAUUACCAGAUGUUGCAUUUGUCUUACUGAGCCGUUCGGUGGAAUCUCUCGGUAGUGAUUGUCCUUAUGCAGCAAGCCAAGCUAUUAGAACACUGAUCGCCAUUUUUAAAGAUGGUAGCUCUGUAGUGGUUGGCAUUGCUUGGAGACAUAUGUUCGCCUAUAUCUACACGUUUCUGGAAGAUGGACCUCUUCGUAAUUCUGUCUAUUUAGAAGAGCUGCUUCUCUCUGUGGUCAGGUAAAUGAAAAAGAGAAAGGUAGGACAAGAACAAUGCAAGAUAUUUGUUUUGCAGCUAAACCACUUGGCUGUUUUUUUUGAGUGUUUUCCUGAUACAUUUUAAACAUAUCAAUCACCUUUAUACAAGUGCAGGCCAUUCCAUAAAAGUAAAAAUAUGACUAAUAUGUUUAAUGACAGAAGUUGCUUCAAAUAUUUUUAUGGAAUCAUAGCAGUCUUUAGAAUAUAUACAUUUUAUAAGGACUUCCGAGGCAUCAAUACAUCUUUACAUACACUUGAUAAUGAUAAGAAAACCUUUUUCUGAAGUGAGGUGGUGUGGUGAAGGAGGAAGGUGCAUUCUGCAAAACAUUUUAUUUUGUGUGCAAUAAAGAUUUGAGCCUUCAGUAAAUACAGCAUAUUUUUUUUGAGGCCAAAUCAAAUGCAUUAAAGUUGUAUUGGUACCUGGUAUGUCCCUUGUAAUAAAACUUGAAUAAAGGUGAGUGGAUGGAAAUAGAAGCUUAAAAUUACUUGCCUAAAGAGGAUUUUGAACUCAAUCUAUUAUGAAAUUCUUUAUUACGCUAAAUAGUAUCUCGGAACUUUAUGAUACCUUGUAAUAGUAAAAGCAAGUUUGUCCCUCCCACCUCAAAAUAAGAUUCUUCUCCUGAUGAUCUAUACUAUGCAUUAUCCUUGCUCAGGUCAUUUCCAAAGUGACCGGUUUGUUUGGUAAAUGCUUGACUAUUUUUAGCCUUAUAGGCUUCUAUCACUGAAGGUAAAAAAAGAAAGAAUUAUCAGGAUUAUCGGUGUAAAUUGCGAAGGAUCCUGGGUUAAAUCUUCUUCAUAAGAUAUAUAGAGGCUUUGUUGCCCUGUUCAUUGCAUCCAGUUGACCUGCCAUAGGGGUUUAUGUACACAAAGCAAUUCUGGGGCAAAACUCUAAAGGUGGAGCAUUCGGACGAAAUAUUUUUUUUGGUUUCCAUGGUAAUUGUUUAAUAUCCAGCAGCAGGAGCCUUACUUUGGUUUCCAUGGUGAUUGUUUCCAUUGUAUUAGUUCCAUUCGGUCUACUUGUAGACUUUGACUUGGCAUUCUUCAUUCUAUAUAACCCCAAUGUUUCGAAAAUGUUGCUGCCUUAAAGUCAAUAUGAAUUGGGAGAAAUACAGGUUACAUAUUUUGAUAUUUUGAAUCGCAAGAAAUUGUUCAUAUGAAUAACUGGCUGCUAGUCUGUUUAUAUACUUGAGCCAGAUGCAUGCAAUGCUUGAAUUUCUGCUUGUUUGUGUUUUUUAUUUUUUAUUUUUCAGGAUACCCAUCUUCCAAGCUCCAAACUGUAACGUGUGGGUCUUAGUACUACGAACGCUAAAAAGUUUGCAUCUAUUCCAGUCUAUAACUUUUGCUGCGAACAUUAUAAAACUGCGUAUCGCGUAGGUAUUUCAUUUAAAAUCCUGUAAUAAACACACUAUAGGCAGUGCAAAGGAAAGGGGUAAUAUCUUCCUGAACAUCCUUACCAACACUCUGUUGGAAACCAUGUAUGGUGGUGGUUUUAUGUAUUAUUGCAAGUAAGAACCAGUAUGUAUAAAACAAAAUAUAUAUAUUUUAUAUGUGGUCGGGACAAUAUUGCCGUAAAAGUUAGAUAACACAUAAAUAGUACAAAAUAUCAUAGUUAAUAACACCAGUCGGUUGUGGUGUGCCUGUAAUAAAGAGGGCAAAAAGAAGUAUACCAUACAAAAUUUUAUUCAUUCUACAAUACUUCAAAAUUACUUGGUUAAGCCACGAAAUGCCCGACAAAUAUCUUUAAAGAGAGAUGGCGAUAUAUAUAUAAUGUUUCUAUAUUUCUUUUCAUCUUGUGUUGAUUUGUGAUUGUUUUUUACAUUUCUGUUUUUUUUUUUUUUUGUCCAGACCAAAGGAUGUUAGUUAUCAUGCAUUGUCGGUGCUACUUUACCCAUUUCAUCACAUAUUAAAAAUGACUACUGCAUACUCAGGUAUGAUGUAAUUUGUGAACCGGUAGGCUGUAACUGUGUGAUGUGUAUUAAAGGUUAUGUAAUGAUUUCUGAAAUUGCUAAAUGUAUUUCUACACUGAUUGCUUGGGGGAGGGAAAAAAACAAAAACAUGACGGACAAGCAUAACAAAGCAUUGGCAAUGGCAAUACCCUGUCGCACCCUUCAGUCCUCUACCCUGUUGCAGCCAUCUCUUCCACACCACAUGUCUUUUACACCUAACCCUCCUGAUGUCCAUUCCAACUAACUACUUGCUGUAUGUGGUGCCUCAUCCUACCUCUUCCUCCUUGUGUGACUUAAAUGGUCACUAUAGGCACAAAACCGCUUUAGCUUAAUGAAGUAGUUUUGGUGUUUAAAUCAUCUGCCAGUUAGGAGUUAAAUAAUUUUGUUUAUCCAAGCCUAGUCACAGAUUGCACAGUCUUCAUCAACACUUCCUGUAAAAAGCCAUCUAAUGUUUACACCUUUUAUUGCACAUUCUGUUUAAUUCAGAAUUUUUCUCCUGCGCUCUUAAUAACUUGUACGGGCCUCCGGUGUGUGUGUGUGAUUAAAGUUCAAUAGACAGAGCAAUAGAUAAAAACUUCUGAAGUAGGUUAACAUCUGAUUGAAAAUUAAGCCAUUUUGCUUACAUGCAGGCUGUGUGACUCACAGACAGGGGAGGUUUGACUAGGGCUUCAUAAACAGAAGCAAAAGUGAUUUAACUCCCAAGUGACAUAGAAUUGAGCAGUGAGACUGCAGUUUCAUGGUCUAUACACCAAAACUACUUCAUUAAGCUAAUGUUGUUUUGGUGCCUAUAGUGUCCCUUUAACCCCUUAAGGACACAUGACAUGUGUGACAUGUCAUGAUUCCCUUUUAUUCCAGAAGUUUGGUCCUUAAGGGGUUAAAUGAAGCUUGCAGAGGGAACUCUGACUAACUAAAUAAAGAUCAGUGGGCAGUGCUGAAUGGCAAUUGCUUUAACAGAGCACCUAUAAUUAUCUGCAGCUAUUCUUGUUCUCACUGGUUGUGUCCAGUGUCUACUUUACUUCACUUUGCGGUCUCAGGUGCUAUGUGGCUGCUGUCAGUCCUGGUCAUGCAUUCUACUUCUCCAGAGUGUAAAAGUUUGAUUCAGAGGGUCAAUUUGAGAUUUUGAGCUCUGAAAUACAACCUUGUUUCCCAAUAACUCUUAAAAGUUACAAAUUGUGUAAUCAAGUAAGCCUGAUACACCACCAUACAGCCAAGACAAUUUAUAGAUUAUUAACCAUACGGCUGUAAAGCUACUAGUGAAUGGAGUAAUAAUAUUAAAGGAACAUCUUUAGCAUUUAAUUAAUUUAGGAGUGCAACAGAGGUGAGAAUAAGACACUCCUCCACAGAGCUUCUGGGUUCAGUAUCUGUCUUCUUACCAUGAUGUUCCAGGUAUUCUUGUGUGUGAACUGAAAUCUGCUUCUAAGUUUCUGUACGCCUGCGGUACCAUGGGAGUCAAGGUAAUUUGCAUUGUAUGCCAGUCUGUGUUAUUAUAACCAUGCAUAUGCUUUGAAGAGAAAGAUAUACUUUUUUUCCCCUUCAAACGUGAGUAGAAAUCAUAGCCAACUCUUGGUUAUUGAGAUGUGCAGAAAAAUGGGAUUACCACAACAUAUCUUCAGUUCCAAUUUCGUACAUCUGUUUUGCAUGUAAGUGAAUGGAUGGAAUUUUAGUAAAUUGUUUUCACUUUGUAUCUCCAUGACCUGGCUGAAACAGCUAAAUAAGUGUUCCAGUAUGCUAGAUUUACUGUUGCAUGUUGUAGUGAGCAAAGCGCUACUUGUCCUGGGUUUAAGCUAAAUACACAGUCCAUUUCGCCAGCUCCGUUGUGAUGGAAUCUGAUUUAUAAUGGACAGGAAUUAGUUUUUUCUGAUUUUCUGACUUAGAUUUUGUCACCUAUUAUUAUUGUAAAUGAUAGAUCCACAUUCAAAUGAGAAAUGUUACAUUCAUUUUACAUUCAUUUUUAUAUAUAAUUAUUGAGCCCUAUUUAACAAAUAGAAUAUAAAUAUACCGUAUAUAUUACAAAUCUUAUUUUAUUUUUUUUUCUAAAGAUCUCUCAUUAGAGCAAAUAUAUUGCCAUCCAGAAGCUGUCAAUGCGAUGUCUAUGAAAUUGUCUGCUAUUGCUCUGCUUAGCCUAAGUUUUCGCUGCAUCAGGGAAAUUGGUGAAACGGUAAGGUCUUAUCAUUGGUUGUACCUGGCCUGCUGUGUCCAGUAAUUCACUGUAAUACAUGGCUGAAUCUGCCUCACAUUUAUUGGCACUUUGUCAGUAUAUGUUAGCUCAUUAUCUGUCUGAAAGAUCAUGAAAAUUUACUGUAUAUCUGGGUAUGCAUAAUUAGCACUAGUGUAAAGAAACUUUUCAUUUUUUAUUUUUGUUUUUUAUUCACCAACGACUUUUAGUUUAUCUAGGGGGUCGAGAAACUUUGUUUACACACUAAUGAAAUGAACUGAACAUACUCAUGGAUCUAAUCAUUAAAAUGCCGGGCAACUCGGACAUCCUCAAGCUUAAAUGACACUCUAAGCAACAUAGCCUCUACAGUCCAGUGUAGUGGUUGUGUUGCUAAUAUUACUUCAUACCCUGGAAUUUUUUUUUUUUUUAAAUAUGUCUUUAUUGAUUACAUUUUUCAGUGUCUAAUAAAGAGAUACUUACAGUAGGGUAUCACAGUACCAAAAAUUUAUGAGAUAUGUCCUAAGCAAUACGUUUUCAUUGAGACUUCAAAUAAUCACAUAGUUACAUCUCCCACACCAAGUCUUAACCCCUACAGCCCAGCCACAAAGACGUAACCGAUGAUCCAAAUGUGUCUUCUUUACCCCUUGCAAUAUCUAAGCCUACGUCGAUACAAUUUCCUGCAGAGGCGUGUGCAUAAUCACCAACUCUGACGCUAAUAGUGAAUUUACCCCUAAUGCCUUAGAUAUCAUCACAUACUUCACCGCAGGGCCUACACACACACAAAAAUAAAUUGGUGCAGCGUUUCCAUGUUCUCUGUCCAUGUGGUAUAUUGCUAUGUUUUACCUUGCUUACCUGACAUUUCAUACAUUGACAUUUAAUAAUUGCAACUCAUGACCUGCACUGCAAAAAUAAAGAAUUAAAAAUAAAUGAUCGCAUGAGUUGAGGGUACAGAUCAUUUAGUAUAAAUAUACUGUAGCAGAGCUCCAUUAUUCAGCAUCAAUAUCUCCGCUGUAGACUCCUUGUAGCUAAGGAAGCAAUACGUUAUCCAAGACACAAUCCCCCCAGUAACUGGACGCCACAGCUGGCUUUUAUGCUACUCCCCAUGUCAUUUCUUAAAUUACAUUCCAGGGGUUUCCCCCUGGUGUCCUUUGUUGGGGACAAGGGACAAAUCAACAUUUUACAGACUCCUCCUCUGUGCCUGGGAGAUAAUUGAGUAAGAACAACUCUUUAAUUACAUUAUCUCCCAAGUACAGAAAAUAUACAAUAUUGUAAAACCACAUAAAACACAUUUUAAUAUCUCAGGACUCCACGAAAGUUAGUUCACCGAAUAGCAGGGAUCUGAUCGCUCACUUUGUCAAAAUAUUACUCAGAUCCGUUUGGUAGAUUAGGAACGCCAUUCGAGUGAAGUUUAGACCGGUCGACCACAAGGUGAAACCCCAAAAUAGUUCCAGAGGAUUUUAGGCUUUGACCGGUCUUCUUUCGGGAGUUCUCGCACGAAUGCUGACAAAGGCUCCCACUGGCUGCUGGCAUACGAACAGUCCCAUUGUUCGGUAGUUUAGGUCUCUCGAACGCCGUUUUCCUACUGAUUCGGGAAAUUGAAUGGGCAGUGGUAAUAGUUUAUCGUGUGUUCGCAGAGUCCAGUAGCCGAAAUUAGUUCCAGGCCGUCGACGGCCAUAUACCCCUGCCCACGUUUGAGAGACAAGAUGGCCACCGUUUGUUUGCACACGUGCGUUCGGUAAUACGGCCACACAGGGGAAACCCUUCUUUAAUGAGCAAUUGGAGGUUAACAGCCAGGGGUGGUCUGUAGUUAAAAUAACCAAAUUCUGGGACUACACAGAUGGGAGUUCGGUAAACGAGGGGUACGGACAGCCGAACAAAGGGAAGAGAAAAGGGACGUUCUUCUACAUAUACUAUAUUUUAAGUAUACAUAUACAGUCUAGCAGCGAGAAUUACACAUGUGUUUGAAUUAAAGAAACACUAUAGGGUCACCAACUAGCCCCACCUAUCCCCCCUUGCAUCCCAGUAACAUGUCUUUCUGCAUCCUUCCAAUAGUAAAUUAAAGGUACUAACAUAUAUGAGGCAUCACUGCCCUCCCUACAAUCCUGUACUGUAUGACGUAUGGUUCGCCCCAGCCACCCAGGUUACUACUCCCUAGUCUGGAAUGAAAAGAAUUUACAUUAGUCAACGGUCAUAAAUCCCAACUUCACUAGCGCUGAUUUAAAAAAAUAAAUUAUAAUCCUUUUUAAAUUUUAUUUCCUUUUCAUUUUUCAAUCUUGUGAUGUCCGGAACCUUCUGAUCUGGAUGUAAUCCGCUCCCCCCAAGAAGUUCCAGGCACAUGGUGGCAGUCCCCCUACUAGGAGUUUAUUGUGAGUCACCGCUGUCAUUGGGUGUAUAUGGUGGAGGCUUCCCACCUGAUGUUCCUUUACAAUUACAGCUUUUCAUUUCCCCAGAUCACUGCUUGAAGUGUAGCCCCCGAAGUGUUGGAAAUUAAAAAAGGGUCCACUAUAUUUGGAAUCUGGACUUUUUAACUGCAUGUAUUUUCAUGGUGAAUAAGUUCUAUAAACACCCUUACUCUCUAAUUUGAGAGCUUUCUAGAAUUGUGUGCUAACUCACUGUUUAAUAUACCUUCAGUGAAUUUGACUAGGCGGGCAAGGGUUCAGCAAAGGUAUUGGUUCUGAUUCCUAUUCGAGACAUAUACAUUUGCUAGUGUGUAUCUGUUCUUUGAAAUGUAACCUUUCACAAAAAUGUGCCUGCCUUAUGGAUCUAUUUCGCUAUGCAGUUUGAGGAGUUGCAGUUUCUUUAACACUGGGGCAGCUCCUUAAAGGACCACUCUAGGCACCCAGACCACUUCAGCUUAAUGAAGUGGUCUGGGUGCCUGGUCCAGCUAGGUUUAACCCAUUUUUUUAUAAACUUAUCAGGCUGUCUUAUUGACAGCCGCUAGAGGCGUUUGCGUGCUUCUCACUGUGAAAAUUCUAGAGAACACCACGAGACUGACAUCUGAGAUGUUCAUAAAUGCUUAUAAAUGUCUCCAGAACUCCUUUGACUGCAUCUUACUAUGCAUGAAUGCUUUUGUUUUGUAAAUCUUUUAGGACGCGCGUUGGAUGAUUGACUGGACUUGGCAGGAGCUGCAGACAGUACUAAGCACAGAGAUUCCUAACUCGGAUCUAUGUGUACUCCUAUGGUCCAGGAUUUAGGCAUCUCGUACAUCUUUUCUUAUGGAGUUACUGACAAAACAGAAUGCUGACACAAUGAUCUGGAACACUUCCUUUCUGGUCUACUUCACUUUUUGAGCAGCUUUAUACGUCCUAACAUCAGACUGAUCUCUCUUUUAUACUUCCUAACAUCAGACUGAUCUCUCUUUUAUACGUCCUAACAUCAGACUGAUCUCUCUUUUAUACUUCCUAAUAUCAGACUGACCUCUCUCUCAUACUUUUUAACAUCAGAUUGAUCUCUAAUUUGUAGUGCAUUACAAAAUAACAAAACUUAACUUAACUGUUACUUCUGUUAAGAUAUUUAUAGGUCUCUUAAGGAUUUUAAAAUGAGAUAUUUGUAUGUUUUUGAAGAUCUUUUACAAUGAAAGACUAGAAAGCCAAGAAAUUCAAGAAUAAAGACAUUCAACAGAUACAUAUGCCUUGAUUUCACGAUGUAAAGAGCACUUUUGAUGGUUUAUGUGGGCACAUCUGCAGCUAGGUUAUUUGUCUCUCUUUUUUUAUUUUUUUUUUAUUUUUACUCCUAGGUUGGAUUUUUACCCACCAAUGGUACGUUCUGUGCCAUUCUAACAUUGCUGCUGUUCUGCAUUGGCCAAGCACCUGUUUUAACACCUGCUGGGAAGAUUUUCAGCAUGCAUUUGUUCGGUUGCCUUAAAUUACAGAAGGCAGCGCUGGAUUCCCUCACAAACUUUACAUGUUUGUUAAGUGAGUCGAACUUUGGUUACAUGUUGUCCAAGCGUGUUUUUUAUUAUUACUAUUAUUUUUAUUUUUUUUAUUGUACAGAUUUAGCUUCUUGUCAAACUAAUGUUCCAUUGGACUUUACUUAUCAGAGUUGUAACUUGGGCAUGGUGCCACUGUGAGCUGUGCUCAUAAAGUUCUUUGGCACUGUCUAGCUGUGUACCGAGAUGGGAAGCUCUACCCAGUAUUGUCAUCUUACUCCUGUGUCAUUAAGAGGCGUAUUGGGCGCAGGUAGCCAAAAACCCAGUGGCGGAUCCAGGGGGUAGCAACAGGGCAAUUGCCCCCUCCCUGAGAAAAUAACAAUACCAAGGCUCUCCCUCUCCCCUGCCAUUCCUGCUGUGUCCCUUCACGGACCAGAGGGGAGAUCGGAGAUCUGAAAUGCGGCAGCCGUUAGGGGAGGGAAAGAGGACCCAGGGGAGCUCUAAACUACAGCUCUACUGGGUUCUCGUCUUGCGAGCUUGGAGUGUUGUCGUGUUUACCAUGCCCCAAGCUCGAGUUCCCUCCCCACUAGGACCACCAGGGCUUGGAAGCAAUGUCCCUCCUCCCAGGGGGAGGGGGAUAUAAAGUAUGUUUAUUUAACCCCUUAAGACCGGAGGGCGUACUAUUACGCCCUAUUCUAAGCGGCUCUAAACGCCGCUGGGCGUAAUAGUACGCCCUCCGGUCUUUCGGUACUUACCCGGUCGCCGGCGAUCCCACGCCGGCGAUCGCGGUGGGGGGGACUCCCAGGGAGCCCCCCGUGGCACAUCCGUCCUCCUCGAAGCCCCCCGGCCAUGUGAGAGUGGGGUCCUUGCGAGGACCCCACAAACACAUGGCCGGGGGUAGCUGGCUGCAGCAUUGCCAGCAGGGGGACUGCCUGUAAUGACAGGUGGUCCCCCUGCUGGCUGAAAAUAAAAAUAAAAUAAAUAGUGUAAAAAAAAUAAUAAUAUAUACUUAGAUCAUAUAUAUAUAUCAUAUCUAAGUAUAUAUAUAUACACAUAUACAUACACACACGUACACCGUCUAGGUGUAUUUUACUAUUAAUAUAUAUAUAAUUAUAUAUAUAUAUUAAUAUCAAAUUACACGUAGACUGAUACUGAUUAAAUAUAUAUAUAAUUAUUGUUAUAUAUAUAUUUAUAUAUAAUAUAAAAAAAAUAAAAAUGUAAAUAUGUUAAAAAAUAAAAUUAAAAAAAUAAUUAAAAAUAAAUAAUUAAAAAAUAUAUAGAUGUGUGUUAUUUCGUUCUAACUGUAUUGUGAAAUUAAUAUAUAUAUAUAUAUCAAAAUACACGUAGAACGAAAUAAUAUAUAUAUCUAUAUACAUAAAUAUAUACGUAUAUAUCACUAUAUAUAUACCUAUAUAUAAAUAAAAAUAUAUUUUUUAAAAUUCUAUAGAUAAAUACAUAUAUAUAUACACAUACGUAUAUAUAUACAUAUAUUAAUUCUACAUAUAUAUUUACGUAAUAUUUUUACAUAAUUAGGUAUCUUAAUUAAUUACAAUUAGCAGGACCUGCCUGACAACCCAUGCCGAAAGUAAAGGGAAUUUAAUUUGCUAGCACUAUAUUUAACCCUAUAACUUUCCAAGACACCAUAAAACCUGUACAUGGGGGGUACUGUUCUACUCGGGAGACUUCGCUGAACACAAAUAUUAGUGUUUCAAAACAGUAAAAUGUAUUACAACGAUGAUAUCGCCAGUAAAAGUGAAGUUUUUUGCAUUUUUCACGCACAAACAGCAUUACACGGACAAUAUUAUUGCUGUGAUACUUUUUACUGUUUUGAAACACAAAUAUUUGUGUUCAGCGAAGUCUCCCGAGUACAACAGUACCCCUCAUGUACAGGUUUUAUGGUGUUUUCAAAAGUAACAGCGUCAAAUAUAAGGCUUGCGUUUCAUUUUUUUCACAUUAAAAUUAGCCAGAUUGGUUACGUUGCCUUUGAGACCCUAUGGUAACCCAAGAAUUAAAAUUACCCCUAUGAUGGCAAACCAUUUGCAAUACUAGACAACCCAAGGUAUUGCAAACAGGGUAUGUCCAGUCUUUUUUAGUAGCCACUUAGUCACAAACACUGGCCAAAAUUGGCGUUUUUUGAAUUUUUCACACACAAACAAAUAAUAACGCUAACUUUGGCCAGUGUUUGUGACCAAAUGGCUACUAAAAAAGACUGGACAUACCCCAUUUGCAAUACCUUGGGUUGUCUACUAUUGCAAAUGGUAUGCCAUUAUGGGUGUAAAUUUCAUUCCCGGCUACUAUACAGUCUCAAAGGCAACGUAACCAAUCUGGCGAAUUUCAAUUUCAAAUGUAACGUGCUAUAUUUGACCCUGUAACUUCCCAAAACGCCAUAAAACCUGUACAUAGGGGGUACUGUCUUACACGUGAGACUUUACUGAAUACAAAUAUGUGUAUUUUAUUGCAGUAAAAGCAAACAGUAUUAUGACAUUGACUGUUAAAAUGUCAUGUAGAACUAAAAAAAUAAAAAAAAUCUUAUUUUCUCCCAUUUUUUUCAUAUUAAAUUAUGUUUCAUAGCUAAAUAUUUGAUAUUAAAUGAAAGCCCUGUUUCCCCUGAAUAAAAUGAUAUAUAAUAAGGGUGGGUGCAUUUACUAUGAAAGAGGUGUAUUACGGUUGGACAGACAUGUAGCGCAAAUGCCAGGUUUUGUUUAUAUUUUGUUUUGUUCACAACGUGUACAUUUGGCUCCGUCCUUAAGGGGUUAAUUUAAAAAUAUAAAUAUUUUUAUAUAUUAUAUAUGUAUAACUUUAUUUUAAAUGAAUACAUAUUUGCUCCCAUCUGUCCCUUCACACACAAUACAGGCUUGUAUCAGCCCCAAACACAGUAACACACUACACCCCUCUCCACACACCCACACUACACUCCCACACACAAACUACGGUCCCUAUUCUCUAGUACAGACCCUAUCCCUGCAAACCCCUGGUAAGUUGUCAAACCUUUCUUAAACCGUUCGACCACUUACUCUGGGAGGGCACCACGGCACACCUGGCACCAUAACCACUAUAGAGAGUUAUAGUGGUUUUGUGCCUAGAUUGUUCCUUUACAUAAUCUACCAAUGCCCCUCCCGAGAUUAGGUUCUGGAUCCGCCCCUGCUAGAACCUUGCCAGGUACUCUAUCCACAUAUACAUGUAGCUAUAACAAAAAGAAACUAAACUGGGUAAAAAAAGAUAAAUAUAUAAAAAUGUUUGUUCUUUCUGCAUUGUCCAUGUAAGUGACCCUUUGCUCUUCUUUCUUGUUAUUAGAUGCCCACAAAUGCCAGGAGGAAAUCUACAAAAUACUGCUUGUUUAUGUUGACUAUCCAGGCAUUGAUCCAAUAGUAAGAUUUUUUUUCUGAUAUAUUUUCCUUCGCAACUCUAUUUCUAAAAUAAUAUAAAUGAGUAAGCCAAAGACACACCCGUGGAACAAAUUUACAGCUUGUCUGAUAUCCUCUUUCCUUGUUAAGUAAACAAAUCAUUUAUACAGUGGCAAAAAAAUUACAUCAUUAUUAUUAUUAUUUAUAUAGCGCCAUCAGAUUCCGUAGCGCUGUACAAUAGGUGGACUAACAGACAUGUAAUUGUAACCAGACAACUGGACGUACAGGAACAGAGAGGUGGAGGACCCUGCUCAAUGAGCUUACAUUCUAGAACAUUCUAGAGGAUAGACUCCAUGUGCAUUUCCAGAGCAGCAUCCUUUGUCAUAGACUAAACUAACACAUUUACUAUAUUGAUAUGGAUGUCUGUGAUUUUCUUUUUCAGAUUACAAAUUCUAAGCGCUUAGAGGCACCAGCAUGGUAUCUCUAGUGUUCACUUCUUUGGGGGAGGGGGAACAAAAUAGGAUGGUUUUAACUGUUUUUAUUACACCAUUCUUGAAUAUUACAGAAUUAACAGAGUUAUUCACGAACUUGGGAAUUGAAAGGGAAUUUCAAAGUUAAGGCCAGAGUAGUCAAACGGAAGCACAGCUGACUUAGAGAACUUUUCGACUUCUGCUAUUGUGACCUGAUACUUGAAAUGAAUUUUGAAUUCUUACCUUAGUGAGUAACCCUGUAAGAUAUCACUAGCCAGUUUGGAAACAUCCUCUAUGUCUGCUACCAUCACAGCUGUUCAGAUUUAAAUGCACUGCAGUUUGAUAUAUCGUAAUUAAACCCCCAUUUUGUUGCUUGUUGUUCGAUUUCUCACUCCGUUUAAUAUAAUCCAUUAGUGGUUUGUGGAAACCAACAAAACAAGGCGUUCUUUACUGCAGUAAUUUGUGUAGAAGAGCAGAGUAAAUUCUGGUCUAUUUGCUGAACUAGCCAUCAAAACAUUAAGUUGACACCAGAGCGGUAAGCUACUCAAAAAUGUCAGUACGGACAAAAUUCCAUGCAAAUGACUAAACUCCAACCAGGUUGGCAAUUCUCAUAUGUAUUAAAGUCAAGGCCGGUCAAAAUGCAAUAAUUCCCUCUGAAUCUACACUAUCCAACCGAAUGCAGUUGAUGUCCAUUUAAAAAAAAAAAAAAAGCUCUGAUGUAGCACUGAUUUUUAAAGAAGUUUUGGGCCAAAUAUUUCUGGUAGGUUUUCCAUUUUGUCAACAUAUUUCACUUGCAUUUAAAUAUCUGGAGUAUUUGACUGCUUGCAGCUGGCAGGAAAAUAGUUAAAGGGAACCUCUCACGCCCAACAACUUAUGAUCAUCAGAGUGAGCAUAGGAUUCUAUAUCUAUAUUGUGCUUGCAAAUUUACAUAUUAGGAGAAAAAUCCAUUUUAAAAUGGAUUUUUCUCCCAGCUGUCAGUCAAUGCCUUUGCAUUGACUGACAAGGGAGACCAGAAAGACCUCCCAGAGGAGAUCCCUCUGCUCUUCACCCAUAGCAACCAUAGCACAUACACGGUGGUUGCUAUGGUAACACCCUUGCCAGGUGCUUCCUAGGGAGGAUAGGAAUAGAUUGACUUGACGUCACUCUGUUCAGACGCAAGCACGCUGGCGAACAUCACUGAGGAGGUUUGCCCUGCGUUGGGUAUGCGUCCACAAGCAGGGCAAAUCGGAGAAGACAGCAGGCGGUACGGAGGAUGGCCGGAGGUGGGUGUUACACGAAGAGUAACACACACAAAGUGGUGCUGGAACGAGGAAAGUUGAAUAAAGCAAUAUAUUUUACAUUGAAUACACCAUGUAUCUUUGUGAUAUAUGGUGUAUUCAAUGUAUAAAGGAGCAAUUGUAGGAAUUAAAGGAAAAACUGAUAUGUCUUGUAAAUAUCCUAUUGCAGUGGGCAACCUAAAAUAUGUCAUCUACUUAAAGUAACAAUGUUUCCUUCACAUGACACUUUAAUGUAUAGUAGCAAAGCCUACUCCUUUGUAUGUGCGUUGGGGACUUUCUAAACCAGGGGUGCACAAAAGGUAAAUCCCCAGAUGUUGUAGAACUACAACUCCCAUGAUGCUUUGCGUGCCUUUGGAACGCCAAAGCAUCAGGGAAGCUGUAGUUUUAAAACAUCUGGGGGAUCUACCUUUUGGGCUCCACUGUUCUAAAUCAUGUUUUUUGCUGCUUAGGUUCUAAAAAAGACUUUAAAUACUUCAGCGUCAUGGCUGUGGGCGUCUUCCGUGUCUAAAAACAAAGACUCCUGGCCGCAAUCCAUUAUUUUUCUAAAAGGUAGGAUGUUCCUUUGCAUGUGUAAAAUUUGGCUUAUUUUUAAUUUUUUUGCACUACCUUAAUCCCUUCUUUAUUUUAUUACAUGCUGUUUCGCUUAGUCUAUAACAGUGGUAGUCAACCUGGUAACUACCGCCCACUAGUGCGCGAUUCAAGCUUUCAUGGUGGGCGGUGGUGUGUUUUAUCAGCAAACCCUCGGUUCUCCAGCACAUCCACAUGCUCCGCACAAGCGCAUGUCCCCUUCCAGCCAUUGAGAGAAACCUCACAAAAAAACGCCUUUCAAGCUCUGUUUGCUUAACAUGCAACCAUGCUGGAAAACUGAAAGCAGUGGACCAGAAGUGAAGAAAUCACAACUUACCAUAACUCAGUGGAGGGCAGAAUGUGGCUCUCAAAGUCUUGUUUUGUUUCAUUAUAUGAUAGUGUCAGACAGUUUUUUGAUAGUAAUAAUGAGGCUGGUCUCUACGUACAAUUAAAAUCCAUAAAGAAUGAUGCCUUUUAUCUGGCAGAUAUUUUCAAGAAAUUUUAUUUAUUUAUUUUAAUUGUUUUUUAUUGAGUUUUCAGUUUUUUUCAAAGAUAGAAUGGAGAAUGUAGAGGAGAGACACGCAAGCCUCAAGUUGUAAAAUAGUGAUAAGUCAUAAGGUAAAAGAAAAGAUUAAGCAAUGCAUACAAGUAAUACAGGGGCGCAUUUUCAAGAGAUUUAAUUAAAUUAAUGUGCACCUUCAAGGAGCUAAUAUAACUCUUCUAUAAGUUGCAAAUAUUUUGUCAUUAUUUAUUCUUCAAUUUAAGCAGCUCCCGCGUUGUUAGGCGCAGCAUCGAUUGAGAUGUGAAAAUUCAAUAAAUUGUACUUACAUGUAUUAACAUGCAUAAAGUAAAAAAAAAAGAAAAAUCAAGUGAAGUACAUAGUUUUUUAAAAUGCCCUCCGUUCGAAAACAUUUUUUCGCACUUGAGCAAAACAAACCAUUAAGUUACUGCUGCACUAGCAGGCAGUAAGGAAAUGUUAAAAUCAACAAAAAUACGUAGGUAUUAAAAGAUUGAUUACCCCUGGUCUAUAAGGUAGAAAUGCUACUGUGUUCCUGGCACUAUUGCUCCCCCUGCCGUGCGUGCAUUAGACCUCCCCAUAGGAAAACAUUGAAUUAUUGCUAUCCUGGGUGUCCAGAACGUGCAGCGUCCGAUACCGGACCAAAUAUCCAUUUCGAUUCAGGAAGCCCUCUAGUGGCUGUUUACCAGACAGCCACUAGAGGAUGACUUAGUGAUGCUAUGUAAACAUUGCAAUUUCUCUGGAAUGUUUUACAUUGCAGUACUAGGUGCAAAAGGGACACUGCACCCAGGCCACUUCAAUGAGCUGACAGUGUCCCUUUAAGAUAAACUGGGGCGGGGAGCCAGGAGAAAAUUCCAAAGCAUUAACAAUUUCUCUAAAGAAGCUAUCCAAUAAUGGAACUUUGAUUUGCUACUGUGGCAAAAUUACAAUUACUAUUGUAACAACCUUAAAUAUUUAGGUUCAAAGCGCAUUUAAAAUUUUAGGCCAAAAUAAUUGGCAUUGUUUUAUGACAGUUAUAUUUCCCCUUCUGCUUUUUUUUGUGCUUAGACCGUCACCUAAACUUAAAAAUUCACUUUGAAUUCCCAGCAAAUUCACACUUUAGCGAGCAACUCUGAUAUAAAAAUGUAAUUUAUUACAUCAGAUAUACCACAACUGUUGUUUAGUUGUGGCUUUGAGUUCAUACAACUAAAAUUAUCUAUCGGUUUUCAUAAUAUUUUUAUUACGGAAAAUGUUAUAAUAAUUUACGGUGCAUACAACUACCCCAUGCCAUAAAACUUAGUUGCAAACAUUUCUACAUAAGUUGUUUGUUUAUUUUUAUUUUUUAUUUAUUUUUUUUAUUUCAGACUUGUACCUGCCCUGCAUACGUUUUAUAUUACUUGUGUGAAACGGGCUUCGGUGCAAUGUCAUCAUCAAUAUAUUGCUGCUUUGUUAAUCUACCCAUCUCCCCACCCGGGUCUCCACCCUAUCCACCCUACAUGUUUAUUUUUACACGCUGUAACAGACUUUUGGUUAACUUUGUUUUAAUUGCACGUGGGAGUUGGGGUGGUGUGUGUCAUUUGCAUUGUAUUCCUAGUACUUUACAAUUCUGUGACAGCGCAGCUGUUUUAAUAUUGCAUAGCAUAGUUGUUAUAUAGUUUUUAUAAAAUUACAGCUAUUUUUGUUUCUUCUCUUUUGAGUAAUCUGAGUAGUGACCUCAUCAUAUGACUGCAGUAAAUGUUCUCUUAAAAGAUUUGUCUUGUGGCAAAUUAUUUUUAAUUUUUUUUCCACAGAUCUGUUACCAUUGUUAUUGAAACGUCUCUGCAAUACACACUGGGAGCAUCGUCAAAACACACUAGAUUACAUCAGUGAUCUCCUAAAUUGCUAUACAGGUAGCUCAUAGUAAAAAAAAUAAAUAAUAAAAAUAAAAAUGAAAAAUUAUAAAAAAAGUCACUUUGCAUUACUGUCUGGUUCAUAUACUAGUCAUACUGGCAUAAAACUGUAAGCGCCUGUUUAUUCUUCGUAGGCUGCAAACCUGGGUCCUAUUUGACCCAUCCAGGUAAAUCUGAUUCCUUCAUUAAAGAACCACUAUAGGCACCCAGACCACUUCAGCUUAAUGAAGUGGUCUGGGUGCCAGGUCCAGCUAGGAUUAACCUUUUUUCUAUAAACAUAGCAGUUUCAGAAAAACUGCUAUGUUUAUAAUAGGGUUAAUCCAGCCUCUAGUGACUGUCUCAUUGACAGCCGCUAGAGGCGCUUGCGUACUUCUCACUGUGAUUUUCACAGUGAUUUUCACAGUGAGAAGACUCCAGCGUCCAUAGGAAAGCAUUGUGAAUGCUUUCCUAUGGACUGGCUGAAUGCGCGCGCGGCUCCUGCCACGCAUGCGCAUUCAGCCGAGGAGGCGGGGAGGAGGAGAGUGCCCCGCCCGGCGCUGGAGAAAGAGGUAAGUUUAACCCCUUCCACCCUCUAGAGCCCGGCGGGAGGGGGACCCUGAGGGUGGUGGCACCCUCAGGGCACUAUAGUGCCAGGAAAACGAGUAUGUUUUCCUUGCACUAUAGUGGUCCUUUAAAGUCUACGUAUGACUCCAGUACAUAGGGAAUUCUGGAAUAUAUUUAUUUAAUGUUGAACAGCUAAUACAUUUCUGUUGUUCUGUAAACACAUUGACUGAUCACGCUGAUGCUCAGAAUGAAAAGGGCAAUAGAUGAGUUCAGUGUGGUGGAUAGGCAAUAUUACCUCUGGUAUGCUAAAAUGAUACAAACUGAACAGUUUGUAACCUAUGAAAUCUAAAUUAAAGCAAGACAAAAUCCCUUCUGAUCUUGCAAAUCAGGCCUUUUCAAUAGUUUUAACACUUUUCUACCACUCAUAUCUUCUAAGCAAAUAAGAUUUACUAAAUGGAUAUUCUUGUACUUGUAUAGGACGAGAAGGCUUCAAACUGUCUCUUUGCGCAUCUGGCAUUCCUCAUAGGGCCGUAGAUCUGCUUAAAGACCCGGUGAGUGCGGUUCGAGCGGGUGCUGUGCAGUGCUUGUCAAGGCUAGUUAAUAUUGUUGACCUGCACGUAAGACUGGCCAAAAACGCUAUGUCUAUGACCGCAAUGAAAAAAAAGGUGAGUGAUAAAUACCAAUACAUUUAUGAAUACAUAGUUAAAGAAAUAUUGGUUUUAUAGUAAAAUAUAUCUUGUUUUCUUGUUAUGAAAAAAAAAAAAAAAUUUUUAAAAGGGCAUUUUCACCUGCAAAACAAAGUUCUUGUUUGGAAGCUUCUAGAAAUCUCACACCAGCUAGUCACUAAUAUAAUCCCAAAGCCCUACUUUACCACAUCUCUGGUGAAUUCAAGUAAGCGAACAAAUCUGAUGUAUGGAUGGUUCCAUGAGGCUGCACAACCUAGCACAGAUCUUCCUGCUCCUCCAAUAAGAUACCAUUAAUAUGAUGAGAAAUGGUCAUUUGAUGUACAUCUUUUUGCUGCACUUUGGUCAGAAGCACAGUUUUUCUGACCCUAAAAACCAUGCUGGUACUCAUAAACUAGUGUAUUUACGAAUCUUGCAUCAUGUGCCAGCAUUGAGCAUAUAACAAAAUGCAAUCUGACACCCUUUCAUAUUUUCACAUUGUGCACAGUCUUAGCAGAUAGGAGCCAACCAAUAAUGCGGGAUUCCCUUAAAUACACACAAGAAAGGACGAAGUAAAAAAAAAAGCCUGUACCAGAGCCAUUUGUGGCGUUGACCCACAGGAUGGUAGUAUUCACAUCUUGAGCUCCUUUUCAGAUCGCUGGCAACAUGUUGCUUGCGUGGCAAGCACAAAAUAAUUGCUUUGUUUUCCAACACAAAAUUCACAUAUCUUGAUCCAGUUUAUUCCUUCUAAACUGCUAUUUCUGGUUUCACUUAAUGAUUGUGUUUUAACCUAAAUAUCCGAUUGGUGAUCAUUACCAAUUUAGUAAAAAUGUUUAAUUUUGCACCCGACUAAAUAACUAUACUUUGUGCAAGUGUACCUAGAAUAAUUUUCUGCUGUUUUGCAGGCAGAGGGUCGUCACAACAAAUAUUGAUUGGAUUUAAAUAUUUCUGUGAACGCACUGCAUUGUUAAUUACUAAAAAAUAAACUAUUAACACAUUUGUAUUUUCAACACUAUAGUUUUCCUUUAAUUUCUUUAGAAACCUUUUUUAAUUUUUCAUCUUUGUUCCUCUGUAAUUAUCUGCAACCUUUCCUAACUGUUUGCUUUUUCUGUUUUGCUUUUCCACCAAAUAUCUGAACAGGUUAUUGUCCCAAACUUCAUGCAUAUUUUAUCUGAAGACCAAGAUCCUUCGCCCAGAAGGGCCGUCAUAAAGGUGUUUGUGGAUUGGCUGAUACUAGGUCAUAUCCAAAAUUUUCACGAACCAGAAUCGCUCCUUUAUAGAAUUCUAGAUGUGGCAAAGAAAGACUCUGACUGUGAGGUGAAAUCUAAUGCUCUAGAACUGGCUAGAUUAUUUGUGGAUCAAACAUUUAACGUAUGUGUCGCCAAUAGCAGUCCGUACAAUGCAGAAUUACCUUCCAACACUAGUAAGGUCAGAAUAGUGGGAGCGUUGCAAAAAUUAAAUAAAGUGGGGAUUUUUACGUAUUUGUUGGAUGCCCUUUGUGACCGUGAUAAGACAGUGGCCUUGGGUGCCUGUAAAAUCCUCAUAUCCUUGAAGUCAAAACUGAGUGGCGGAGAAGAAACCGUUAAUGCAGAACUCUAUGGCUUGGAACGGCUAAAAGAUGUAUUGAAGAACUGGCUCCUCAAACUCCACCGUGGAUAAAGUAUAAGUAAUGCAUUACACAAAAAAUUGGCAAGUGGCGAUGUGCACAGAAUGUAUAUGGUUAGCAUAGAUGGUUCUCUAACAAUGCCUAGUAACUCUAAGCACCAGUCCCCUUACUGUUGGAUAGCCGGGCUGGAUUGUGGGAUGGUGAUAAGAAAGAUGUUGACUGUUACUGUUUGGAAGUGCUACUUUUGAAAACCAUUAAUCUUUGAGUAUCUGUACUGGAAGAUAUAGUAUCCUUUCCCUGGUUGGGUAUUUGAGAGGCAUGGAGCUUAACAUAACAAUUUUUUUUUAUAUGAAUUGACAGUUAAGUUUCAGUCCUCCUGUGUAAUGUAUUUGUGAUGCUAAAAUUAAGUUCAGUCUUAUAUCAUGCUAGCUAAUUUUCUUGCGGCUGUGCAGGUGACCUAUUCUGUGUUUAUAUACAUUGGUACAUUGCUGAAAGACAAAUAUGGCCACCUAAAAAGAUGUGUCAUCGUCUGUCUUCUCUAUAAUCGUAAAUGAGCCUUUCCCACAAUCCUUCAUGUGUGUAUGCUGAUUAGGAUAUGUGGGAUGCCAUUUGGUAGCAAUCUUGGAGGAGGCAAAAGCAUUUUUAUUGUACAAACUCAAUUUUGUAACUUUAAUAUGUAGCCAAUGCAGCUGUUUUCUAGUACACACCUUGUCACUUGGGGAAAGAAAAGGGUCUAGUUUUUUUUUUUUUUAAUAAUCUAUACAAUAGACAUUAAAAAUAAGUAUCAGUAAUACUCUGAUAUAUAUUUGUCAGCGGGUGAAUUGGUUUUCUUUAUUCUUGUACUAAGUUUAUACUUACUCAGGUAAGUUGAUAGUAACCCCAAAUAAAAUUACAAAAAAAUCAAAAUCUGUAUUAAAUAUGUUAAAAAAACAAAACAAAAAACUUGUUGUAUACUUGUGGUGAAAAUGUUUGCAAAACUAUUUGAAAUAUUUUCGUUUUAUAUCCUUUGGAAUUGCAAUAAAGUUAAUUUGCGACCCCCCUCUCCCCCUUCCUCUGUUUUACAUGCUGUGUGCAAUCACGUUCAACCACAUCACUCCUUUCCUGCUGUUCCAAAUGGAGAUAUAAACCCUAAACUGUAAGUGAUAUUUAAUUCUGACACAAAAUGACUAUCAGACAUUGCCUUCGAUCAAUAAAGUGUGUGUGUAUACCCUAUAUGGACAAAAGACACCUUAGCAUUACACCACCAGGGACUUUUAUGACAUUGCAUUCUAAAUAUAGUCAUUAAUAUUUAGUUUGUCCAAUCCUUCCCCUUUGCAGCUCUACCAGCUUCCACUUUUCUGGGGAGGCUUCCUACAAGAGUGGGAGUGUAUCUGUGGGAGUUUUGCCCAUUUAUAGUAGGGCAUUCGUGAAGUUAAACACUGAUGUUGGACGAGAAGGCUUGGCUCGCAAUCUCUCUUGCAGAUCAUCACAAAGUUGUUCGAUGGGGUUGAGGUGAGGGCUCUGUGUGGGCUAGUCACGUUCUUCCAAAUAAACUCAUUCACCCAUGUGUUUAUGGACCUUGAUUUGUGCACUGGGGCACAGUCAUGCUGGACUAGAAAAGGGCCUUCCCCAAACCGUUCCCAGAAAGGUAAAAGCAUAGCAUUGUCCAAAAUGUCUUGGUAUGCUGAAUCAUUAAGAUUUCCCUUCACUGGCCAACUCCUGAAAAAAGCCCUAUACUAUUAUCUCUCUGUAACAGAUUCCCCUGUUGUUGGAUCUGUAAUUGUGUGAACAAGCUGUUCGUAUAAAAUCAUUCGGCUAAUUAACUGUAUUGUAUGUUAUAGUAAGGGCCGUUCGAAUCACAAAUUUUAUACCAAACGACUGACCAGCCAGAACAGAAGUGUGGCACUCAUUAACCUCCCUGACUUCAAUAAUACCUUGAAAAUCACGAACACCCAAUCGGUUUACUUGCUAUACAGGGUGGUCGACGUUCAUCUGCACAAACACGGUGGCAGCCAUUUUGUUUAGUCAAACGCACUCAGUGGUGUUUGGUCGUCGAACGCGUGGAACUAUUUUCGGCUACUUUUUUUCCACGAACACUGCUGAAACUUCCAUCUUCUGUGCGUUCAGCUAAACUCAUGCGAACAGAGCGCUCUUUCUCCAGAAUAAACUUACGAACAAGCUGCAUCUAAAGAGAGUAAGCAUGAACCGAUCCGUUGUGCAAUUUGAACUUUAUCCGAAUGGAAAGAUAGACUGACCGCACAGCCUGCAUCUGUGGAACUGUUUUGGGCAUGCAAACAGGCGUGCGGUCGGUCCAAAGAGCCUUUCGACUAUCUCCUGAACCCCUGAACGGAUUUACGUGAAUUUUGGAUAUGUUUUUCUCCAAGUUUUGCUGUUUAUAAAAAUAUAAGUUGUAUUCAUAUUGUAUGUAAAAUCGUGGAGUUAUAAAAAUGUAUGAAAAGUAUGAUUUUGCAGCUUGGAGAUAAUUGAGUAGAUACAGUAAGUAACUAAAUUAUCUCCCAAGCAGAGGGGAGGGAAUAUGUGGGUUGUAACCAUUGUUUGAUUUGGCUAAUGUAUAAUUGUCUAUGGGUGUCUCCCUUGCAUGGGAGAACUGCGUAAAAGAGAGUACUUGCCAUUAAACGUUCAGUUCUUCUUCACCCUCAA